AUGCCUACACCUAUCUCUCUUCAAAGGAAUAAGGAAAAGAGGAUUUGGAUGUCUGAUCCUCAGAGCCUCCCACUGGCUGCUGUUCUCCCUCCAUACCCGUCCGGCGUAGCCAACCGCUACCACUGUAUUAUGUACGUGCGCUCUGGGAGGGCGAAGGGGCAGGCAGUGGGCGGGGUGCACCGGUGGGCGCUCGUAGAACGAGGGGGUCCUUUGAGAUUGGUGGUGCUGGGCGGCCUUCGUCGGCCCAGACAGUAUCCCGGGCUCUCGCAGACCUCAGAUAAAUACGUCCAGCUGAUAAUAAAAUUACAAUCGCAGCCCUGUAUACAAGAAACUUAUUUCCACUCACCUGGUCUGUAUGCCCCUCGCCCAGAACCACAUUACAGGUCGGCAGUCUUCGACCAACCUUGUGACAACCCAAGGACUUUCAAUCACCCAGAGACGCCUUACAGGCCAACAGUCUUGGACCAGCCGUGUGACAACCCAAGACAGCCCCAUAUAAAAGAAACAUAUCUGCAUGAAUCAAAUUUUAGUCGCCCAGAACCACAUUACAGGCCAAUAUUCCAAGAUCUAUUUAGUGACAACCCAAGUACUCAGUAUUUGAAACCAACGCUGGACAUCAAAGGCACUAAAUGCAGUGACACUGUAUACAGAAACCCCCCUGUUUGGGCCGAUUCGCCUUUCGCAGGGCUACAAAACUUACCUACCGUCGACGAUAUUUUUAGAAAAAACAAAAAAAAGAAGAACAAACGUGAUAUUAAAAAAGAGAAUGCUGUGACUCGCCAUAUAGAGGAGAUAAGAAGGAAGCAGAAUAAGAUCGACAAGAUAGACAAUGAUGAUUCCAUGAAAACACAGCUGAACAUCCCAGGCAUGGUAUCCAGUAAAACCGUAUACAGAACAUCUCCUGUUUGGGCUGCCCCAAACACCUACCUACCGCACCCACCUACUGCAGGGCCUGCCCCUGAUGAGCCUUAUGGACCGACUAAAGCAAGGGUGAAAUACUGUGAUUUUAGAAGUGCGAAUUCUGUAUCUCAGCAUCUAGAUGAGCUAAAAAGGAAGCAGAGCAAGAUUAAGAAAGUUACCUGGGGAGAUAGCGGCACACCUAGCAGGACCAGUGCGCAGACGGAGAUGCCCUUCUAUCACAGUUCUCCUAUAGAGGAUUUUCCAAAGACAGAAGAUAUGAAUUUCUUUUCCUUCAACAGCUCAACACCCAUCAGUCAGGCCGAGGACCUGUUCCCAUGGCAAAGCCCCCCCUGGAGAGCUGCCUUGCGCUAAUCUAGAGCCAACAAUGAUGUGGUCCUGGCCCUACACAACUGAGGAAUAGUUACCCUUUCUCCUCUCGCUGCCAGGAGUGCCAGCAGCACCAACUGGCAUAAAGGCCAUGGGUUAUGUUUCAAAUAUUGUUACUGCAAAUGUAAAAUACAAGUUGUGACUGUCCUUUUAAUGUUCCAGUUAAAGGCAAAGAACGUAUCAGCCAUUUCCCACAGUGACUUAGUAAAGCGUUACCCCCGGCAGGGCAACAAGCGACGUGCAGCAGCUCCGCUGUGUUUCAUAGGCUUGCAGUAUGUAGUUGCAAUGUGUAGUUCUACUGUUCCAUUCCAUGUUGCUCAGGCCAAGCCUGCAUUCAGUGGGCUCUCUCCACUGGGUGUCAUACACACAGGCACCCCUCUAUUCCACUGGGUGUCAUACACACAGGCACCAUCUAUUCCACUGGGUGUCAUACACACAGGCACCCCUCUAUUCCACUGGGUGUCAUACACACAGGCACCAUCUAUUCCACUGGGUGUCAUACACACAGGCACCAUCUAUUCCACUGGGUGUCAUACACACAGGCACCAUCUAUUCCACUGG
Messenger RNA from Xenopus tropicalis (tropical clawed frog), 1848 nucleotides. RefSeq lists its product as uncharacterized. The transcript has 11 exons. Bases 1 to 1272 code for a protein of 423 amino acids. NCBI's taxonomy places the organism in Eukaryota, Metazoa, Chordata, Amphibia, Anura, Pipidae. The record is from RefSeq and is a predicted model, not a curated record.